AUAGUAGAUAACAAGAUUAUAAUAUUAGUUUCUUAUAGUAAAGCCACCACACUGUAAGUAACAAGAUGGUUGGAAAAUUAAUAUGUUUGGUGGUUUUUAUUGGUGUUGUGGCGGGAGAAAAAUAUGUUUUUGAAUUUGGUAUUGACCAAGGACUAGUAUUAUGUAGCGAAGCAGGAAACGUUGGGGCUUUCGAAUAUAAUAAAAAAAUAAAUCUACCCAUACCAAUGGGAACAAAAGUCACUUAUGUAAAAGUAAUAGUGGACGCCUUUGCUCCACCUAAGGUUGAAUUUGAUUCAACAUAUAACCAAGUUAAACUCAAAUAUUCUCUUUUACAAAUAACAUUUUCCAGCUACCAAAUUAUUGCCAAGGGUGUGUCGAUCGUUUAGAUAAUUGAAACGUGACACCUGUAGUGUUGCAUACGUCUAUAAGCUACAGUGAUUGAUCGUUUACCAUCAGAAAGGCUGUAUGCUUGAUUGCCACCUUGGUGUUAUAAAAAAAAAUUGGAAACCUCUGCUACAAUUUUUUUUUGUCUAUUUUAUUCAAUUUAUACCGCAUACAUAAUUUAUAAAGUAAUUAAUUAGUUAUUAAUUUUACACACGAUAAUAAUACUUUUAAAAUUAAUGUCUAAAUAGUAAUUUCAAUAAUAAUAAUAUGUAAUCUUUUGCAGUAAGUUAUAAAAAGUAUAUAUUUCUCUAAAUGAGUAUUGUAAGUAACCGAAUUGUAUAAAAUUCAUUUUGUAUAUAUUUAUUUUUUAAAUAAAAAGUAAUGUAAAUCUACUAUUAAUUUAUCAAUAUAUUGUAUUUAUUAACUACUAAUAAAUUACUUCAAUUGA
Molecule: messenger RNA, 832 nt
Organism: Galleria mellonella (greater wax moth)
Lineage: Eukaryota; Metazoa; Arthropoda; Insecta; Lepidoptera; Pyralidae
Exons: 3
Coding region: 66-386 (106 amino acids)
Source: RefSeq, a predicted model, not a curated record